AUGUCAGACGGCAUUCUUCGGCUUGCUGUCUUCGGGAUGACCGGGGCCGGCAAGACCUCUUUCAUCAACAAGGCCACCGGAGCUCAGUUGGAGGUAGGAGGCUCUGGGAACUCUUGUACCAAGGACGUGCAGUAUGGAGAGACGACGGUCAAUGCGAAGAAAGUACUCCUGCUUGACACCCCCGGCUUCGACGACUCCGGGGGCCGGGACGCCGAUAUCUUCGUCGAGAUCUCGAAAUGGCUAGCAGUUGCCGAGGCGAGUGGGACAAGUGUGGACGGAGUUAUAAUCAUGCAGCCCAUCAACAAGCCCCGAGUCACCGACAGUGAGCAAAAGAAAACCCAGCUAUUUAAGAAGAUUGUCGGUGGCGCGUUCUAUCCAAAGGUGGCAUUCGGAGAUGUUCCAACGGGUGCGAAGGUGCUCCGCUUCGAGAACACGGAGAGGUCGGCCCGCGACGUUGUCCUCCAUUUCAUGGGUCUUAACUCCAACCCGUACCCUCGGACGCGAUUAUUGCUCCAAGAGGAGCUGGUCCAGGCUGACGGUCGACUGAACGAUACAAGUGCUUGCCGGGAGCUGGACAUCAUGCUUGGCCAGAAGACGAGAAGCUUCCAGGUACAGAUCAACCAGGGUAGAGUAGCGUCCACACCAGAGUUACAGGGCAGAGUCAACGACAUCAGUAAAAAGAGAUCUUGGCUCAAGACAAUCAAGAUCAAUGGGAAGGAUCUGUUGAAGACGUUCGGGAAAUGGGCGGGCGGCGCGGUGGUCUCAACAGCUUUGGGGCUGCUGUGUGAGGUGAUGUAA
This is a messenger RNA of Anthostomella pinea, 798 nucleotides long. The record is from the annotation of a GenBank genome assembly. NCBI's taxonomy places the organism in Eukaryota, Fungi, Ascomycota, Sordariomycetes, Xylariales, Xylariaceae.